AUGGAGGCCAGAGAGGAAUUCGAAGUGGACCAUCUCACCGCACCCAUAGGGACCAGUUUCUCUCAGUUACUAUUCGGAGAUGACGAUGACGAUCAUCAUCAUCAUCAUGCAACUGCAUUGCCUCUCGCUCAGGACCAUUACUCUUACAGUCACAACCACCUUUUCUCCUUUCACAAGCCUCCCAAAAUGCUAUGUUUUGGAGACCAUCAAAACCAAGCCGACCUUUUGCUUCCUCAAACCAACGUCACCCCUCAGAAAUCCGUCAUCACUUCCAGUGACUCCUCUUCUGCUUCCUCCUCCAACUACACCAACUCCGCCUUCAAUUCCUUACCCAAGUCUAAUAGUUUGCAGAAAAAGCGGAAUGGGUUGGGACAAGAAGCAGUGACAAAGGUAGGUGUUGGAGGCCAGAGACAAACUAAGAAGAACAAAGCAGAGAACCCCACCUCAACCGGACAUGCAAAGCAGAGGAAGGAGAAGCUUGGGGAACGAAUUGCAGCGUUACAACAGCUUGUUUCUCCCUUCGGCAAGACAGAUACAGCAUCAGUGCUUCACGAAGCCAUGGGUUACAUAAGAUUUCUUCAUGACCAAGUUCAUGUCCUGUGCUCUCCUUACUUGCAAAGUUUACCUUCCUCACCCCACCAACAUCAGCACGUCCCGCUUGAUGGGGACAACAUACUGCACAUUACCUUACUUGAAAAUGCUGAGCCUGGUUUGUGGUCACUGAGCACAGGGGACGGAGAAAACAAUGAAGAGGAAGUCAGCAAGGACUUGAGAAGUAGGGGUCUGUGCUUGAUCCCUGUGGGAUGCACCGGACACGUGGGCAGCAGCAAUGGUGCUGAUUUUUGGUCACCUGGUGCAAUAGGGAACAAGGUUUCACCAUCAGCCAAGCACUUAUCUGGAGAUGGAUGGGUGAGGAGUCAUACAAAAGGCAGAAGAUUAAUUGAAUUGGUGAAAUGCAGUGAUGCUGGGACCAGAACUAUAAAUCUGGUCAAGUUCAAAUUAAAUGCACACACAUGCUUGAAAAGUGGUUUUCUUGCUGAGAUGUUUGUUGCAGUUUGCAUUAAUAACCAUUCCUACACAUUUCUCCUGCAUGACAUCAAUUUGACCAGAAAAUUUGAUCCUGAGGAGUCUGCAGCUACUAAUUCAAUUUGGAUUGGCCUUCUCUUAACCAAUUCAUUGAGUCCAAAUGCAGAUGUGAAUACAGAAUUGGCUUUAAAGAAUUGUUUUGAAUGUGAUCAUGUCAAUAUUGUCUGUGAUGGUUGA
Messenger RNA from Sphenostylis stenocarpa, 1263 nucleotides. The record is from the annotation of a GenBank genome assembly. NCBI's taxonomy places the organism in Eukaryota, Viridiplantae, Streptophyta, Magnoliopsida, Fabales, Fabaceae.